AUGGAGAACAUGUAUACACAUGACAUCCCCUACCCUUUCCAAUUUAGGACUGGCCAACAGAUAGAGAUUCAGCAUCAGACCAAAGGCACUGACACCGUCACAUUAACCUUCCCCAAUGCCCGUGGCCGUCUACCCUCGGCGCAGGCUUCACGGCUUCGGUCGAUGAUGCUCGAAGCCUUCGCCGAUAAGACUAAGAUCCUCGCGUAUCCCUGCUCCUAUGACGCCUUGUCCUCGCGGCUUGUCGAGGAAGCUGGAUUCCCGAUGCUGUUCCUGUCUGGAUAUACCGUAGCAAGCACCCACGGGCUUCCAGAUACAGGUUACAUUGCCAUGCAGGAAAUGUGCGAUAAGAUCCAAGAGACUGUGCGGCAGACUUCGGUUCCCGUCAUGGCUGAUGGUGAUACGGGGUAUGGAGGGCCGCCGAAUGUCAGGCGCACGGUGGAGAGCUUUGCAAUUGCUGGCGCAGCGGGUAUCAUGGUCGAGGACCAGACUUGGCCCAAGCGCUGCGGACAUACUAAAGGCAAGUCGGUUGUUUCUCGUGAAGACGCCUUUGCACGGGUUCAAGCUGCAUGUGAUGCCAGGGACAAUGGGCUUGAUAUUUUCAUCCUUGCCCGUACUGACUCCCUAAUCCUGGGUUGGGAUGAGGCUAUCUAUCGAGCAAAGGAAUUUAAGAGAAUCGGUGCUGAUGCCGUCUUUGUCGAGGCUCUUCCCGACCGCGAGUCAAUGAAGAGAGCAGUCCAGGAGAUUCAAAUGCCGAUGAUGGCCAACAUCAUCGAGGGAGGUUUAACCGAGAACCUCUCAGCUUUAGAGUUGGCAGAGCUAGGAUUCAGCGCCAUUGCGUAUCCCUUCAUCCUCGUCGCAGCCAAGUUGAAGAGCAUCCGAGAGACCCUCCAGGCACUCAAGGCCAGCAUGCCCGUGGGGCCUUCACCGACUAUUCUUUCGGCAGAGGAAGUCUGCGAGGGUGUCGGGUUCAACCGUUACUGGGACCUUGAAAGGAAGUACGCCCUUGGAAUGAACGGACAGGUUGACGGGAAGGCCCGUGUGAAUGAUGAUUAUGGUAUUGGAAGCAGAGUAAAUUGA
This is a messenger RNA of Clonostachys solani, 1077 nucleotides long. The record is from the annotation of a GenBank genome assembly. NCBI's taxonomy places the organism in Eukaryota, Fungi, Ascomycota, Sordariomycetes, Hypocreales, Bionectriaceae.